UUUCACAGUCUCGUCCUCAUCCAGUUAUAAAUCCGGGUCAGACUCCUUCAUUGAAACUCGCUCCAAUCAGUGUAAUCAUCUCUGUUCCUUCCUUUCGUAUUCUACCUCAUCCUCGUUUGUGAUUUUCCUCUUCGCCUCUGAAAAUGUCUUGCUGCAAUGGUAACUGUGGAUGCGGAAGCAGCUGCAAGUGCGGUAGCGGUUGUGGAGGCUGCAAGAUGUACCCAGACAUGAGCUACACUGAGAGCACAACCACUGAGACUCUGAUCAUGGGCGUUGCACCUGUGAAGGCUCAGUUAGAGGGUGCUGAGAUGGGUGUCGCCGCCGCUGAGAACGGUGGCUGCAAGUGCGGAUCAAACUGCACCUGCGACCCCUGCACCUGCAAGUGAAGUGCAGAUGGAAGUUUGAAGCAGAGAUCAGCCUCACCCCUUUAAUUUGUAGUAGAAAUAAUAGCUAUAUGUAUGCAUACAUACUUUUGUAUAAGAGAGUGUGUGUGUGUGUGUUUAUCUUAAUGUUUGGCGUCUUAGAAUAAAGUGACUGUGGCUUACCUUCUACAAAUUCAAUUGCUCUACAUGAAUUGUUGAGGGUGUCUCAAGUUAUGGUUGCUUUGUAUCUGUUUGCUAAUCGAAAUCAUUAAGCUCUGCUUCUUAUAAUGAAAUUAAUCAUAUAAUCUUAAGAAAAA
Messenger RNA from Lotus japonicus, 679 nucleotides. Its product is annotated as metallothionein-like protein 2. Lineage: Eukaryota; Viridiplantae; Streptophyta; Magnoliopsida; Fabales; Fabaceae. The transcript is spliced from 2 exons. The record is from RefSeq and is a predicted model, not a curated record. Gene Ontology annotation, molecular function: metal ion binding. Bases 144 to 386 code for a protein of 80 amino acids.